Messenger RNA from Pygocentrus nattereri (red-bellied piranha), 1719 nucleotides. It is a transcript of the gene tmem176, whose product is annotated as transmembrane protein 176. The transcript is spliced from 7 exons. The coding region runs from base 367 to 936 and encodes 189 amino acids. The record is from RefSeq and is a predicted model, not a curated record. Gene Ontology annotation, cellular component: membrane. NCBI's taxonomy places the organism in Eukaryota, Metazoa, Chordata, Actinopteri, Characiformes, Serrasalmidae.
CCUGCUGUGCAAACUCUGCAGGCAUGACUGUGUAGCCAAGCACAGAAAUAAUUGCAUCAUUAAGUUGGCAGUUGAUAGCACUAUGAUGUGUCUCAUAAACAAUGAUAAGAGUGCCAACAGGAGUGAGAUACAUGAUCUGUCUUGUGUCUCAGGAACUGAUUGUUGACUUCAUGAAGAACAGAGGUGAUCCAAAAAACAUGGAUGGUUCUCCUAUGGAAAUCUUCUGCACCUUCAGAAGUCAGGGCAUUCUCUUAUGGUCCCUCCACACCCUCAAGAGAGACUGCACUUUCUGAGGAGACUCAAGAGCUUUGGGAUUAGCCCAGUAAUCUUGGUAAACCUUUAACCUUGCAUCAGCCCUGAAAGAGAAUGGCAGUGACAGUGUCCAGUGACUUGUCUGUUAGUGUAAGUGAAGACCACGUCGUGAAAAAGUUAACGGACAAACAGGAGAUCUUGAGAGAGAGCUUACGGAAAGGGGAACCCAAGGCAAUGGGGGUUUCUCAAGUGACGCUGGGAUUUCUGGUCAUCACUUAUUCUAUUCCACUGCUCUCCAGCGAGUUCACAGAAGUUGUCAGGUUUGGUGUGCCGUGGUGGAGUGGCAUAUCAUUUGUUAUUGCAGGUGCUUUUGCCUUAGUAACGGAAAAACACAACAGCAUAAAACUGGUCCUUACAUGCUUGGCAGUCACAGUGCUGGCUGCUUUCAUCUCAGUCAUCGCACUUAUCUUCUACAUUGUUGACAUUUUUAAGAACUCGGAAACAGCUUGCCAUUCAGACGUCGAACACUUGUGCGAUGACCUGUAUUAUGCUGCUAUGUUCAACAGAGAAAUGAAGUCAAUUCUCACCUGCCUCAACAUAGUUCAGACUGUCAUCUCCUCUGCUUUCUCAUUCAUGCUGUACAAUGAGAGGAAACGGUUUAUAAACUACACGUUUGUGAAUUGAAGAUUUGUUCAUCAAAAAAAUGGACUUCAAUCAACAGAUGCCACACAUCAAGUUUAUUAUACUUAUUCUUAAAUAUAUUACUUUACAUUAUGGUAUGUUGUGACUUAUAUUUUUGAUUCUUUCAACAUUUUAUAAAAUACAUACAUUAAACGUUUGAAAUUGUAGUACAGUUACAUUAAACAGUGUUGUGAAAGAGUCCAAUCUAAAGAGAGUGCUGGUUCUGAGAGGCCUGUUGUUUUUCACGUUUCCUUGAAUGGACAGUGAGAGCUGUGUUGUGCUGGAUCUUGCAGCUGGUGGCCUUUAACCUUCUGAAAUUCUUCCAAUUGUCCCUAGAGUAUUUCUGUUUCAUGGCAACAUGAGCACUAAGUUUUUCUGCCUUUGUAAGAGAAAACAAGCCGCUAGUUUCUGUUGUAUUUCUUUUUCUGUGUGAUCCACAUUCAGGGGUGAUAAGAAGCACUGUGCAGCCUAAUGUUAACCACAUAUUACACAAUCUUCGUUUCAACCUACCUAGAAGAAUUGCUUCCAUGAACAUUUUGUGGAUGUUUUUAAGACUUGUACUGAAUAAACAUUUGCAUGGGGGAAAAAUAACAUUAUAGGUCAUUAUUAUGUUUCUAUAUUAUGUUUCUAAAAUGUUGUAUGAUUGUUGCAAAACUAGUAUUAUAGUGCAUUUAUAUAUUUACUGAAUGUCACUGAAUGGACAUUUACUGCAGGAUGUCUGCAGUUUGUUGCGUAAAUGUUUGUAUAAAAAUACAUUUAUUUGUUUAUAAAGUCAUUUAAAUCUAA